AUGUACUAACUGCAUUUAUCUUUUUCAGGAUUUCCAGGUGAAUUUCAAAGAUAUUUUGCAGAUUGUUAAGCUAAAUUUACACCACAAAGAUGUUCUCUUCAAGCAGAUCAGCCCUCGCCUCCGCACGCCAGUGCAGGCAAAUGUCGCACGCAAGCAACAAACUCAGCGGUCAAGUGGCCGUCCUCACCGGCUCUACGGACGGCAUGGGGCUGGCGAUCGCGAAGCGCAUGGGCCAGGAGGGCGCGCGCGUGGUGGUAAGCAGCCGGCGGAGCCACAACGUGGAGCGCGCCGUGCAGGAGAUGCACGAACAGUGCAAUGAUGAUCAUCGUAAGAUUAACAUCUUGCAGGCUGUUUCUAAGUGGGGUACCGUUGACAUCUUCGUGACAAACGCUGGCGUGAAUCCUGCCACAGGCUGGCUGCUCGAUUGUUCGGAGUCAGUGUGGGACAAGCUCUUCGACAUUAAUGUGAAGAGCACGUGGGCGCUCACGAAAACGACGGUUGCCAGCAAAGACCCACUUUUUUUGAAGGAGAUUGAUCAAGGCAAGAUCGAUUAA
Messenger RNA from Hyalella azteca, 554 nucleotides. Its product is annotated as dehydrogenase/reductase SDR family member 4. Bases 90 to 554 code for a protein of 154 amino acids. The transcript is spliced from 7 exons. Lineage: Eukaryota; Metazoa; Arthropoda; Malacostraca; Amphipoda; Hyalellidae. The record is from RefSeq and is a predicted model, not a curated record. Gene Ontology annotation, molecular function: carbonyl reductase (NADPH) activity.